GCGUAAGGGAAGGGAAAGUUGUGGAGGCAGUGUACGAAGUGACCUGUACCCGGGAGGAAGGAACCUUGUGUCUGCUGGAGCCAGUCCACGCGGGGUCCCUCAAGUGUGAGCCGCAACAUUUCCUCCACUUAUCUCCUCCAGUAACUCCUAAAAGAUCACCAAACAUGGCAUUAGAACUUGCUCAUGAAAACAUCUGGUUUGACAAGUGGCGUGUGGAUGAUGCAGAACGUGAAUUUUAUGAAAAAAAGGCUCAGGGAAGUUCGGGCCUAGGAUCCCUGGCCAGUCAGAUAGCCAAGGCACGGCAAGAAAUACAGAAUUCCCUAGUCUCUGGUGGUCGCACAGCCUCUGGCAGCAGUGGCGGCGGUGGGGGAGUUAAUGCUGAUCUUCUGAACCGCAUUACCAAGCUAGAAGGGGAAAAUACAAGCCUUACAAAAACUGUAUCAACCUUAGAACAGACUAUCAUGAAUUUGACAACAAGGUUGGAAAAACUAGAAUUUGGAAGCAGUACUACCACAAAUACUACUGCCACUCCCAAAAAGUCUGAACCAAUGGAAACAGAAGAGGAGGACGAUGAUGAUGAUGAUGUUGAUUUAUUUGGCUCAGACGAGGAGGAUGAAGAAGCCGAACGAAUAAAGGAGGAACGAUUAAAGGCCUAUGCUGAGAAAAAGGCAAAAAAACCUGGUCCUAUUGCAAAGUCUUCAGUCUUGUUGGAUUGCAAACCUUGGGAUGACGAGACCAACAUGGCAGCCAUGGAGGUAGAAAUCCGUAAAAUUGAGAUGGAUGGUCUAGUAUGGGGUGCCUCCAAACUUGUACCACUUGCUUAUGGAAUUCAGAAGCUUUCUAUUCUGUGCACUGUUGAAGAUGAAAAGGUCUCCAUAGAUGAUCUAAGUGAGAAGAUACAGGAAAUUGAGGACUAUGUUCAAAGUGUUGACAUUGGUGCAUUCAACAAAAUUUAAGGUGCCAUUCAUUCCAGUGCUAAUUGAAUAAAAAGGAGUUUAUACAUUA
Molecule: messenger RNA, 1005 nt
Organism: Procambarus clarkii (red swamp crayfish)
Lineage: Eukaryota; Metazoa; Arthropoda; Malacostraca; Decapoda; Cambaridae
Product: elongation factor 1-delta
Biological process (GO): translational elongation
Cellular component (GO): cytosol; eukaryotic translation elongation factor 1 complex
Molecular function (GO): translation elongation factor activity; guanyl-nucleotide exchange factor activity
Source: RefSeq, a predicted model, not a curated record